Nezara viridula (southern green stink bug) is the source of this 552-nucleotide messenger RNA. NCBI's taxonomy places the organism in Eukaryota, Metazoa, Arthropoda, Insecta, Hemiptera, Pentatomidae. The record is from the annotation of a GenBank genome assembly.
AUGAAGAUCUGGACUUCUGAACAUACUUUCAAUCACCCUUGGGAAGCCAUUGCACAGGCUACUUGGAAGAAGUACCCUAACCCUAUGAAUGCCGCUAUUCUAGGAACUGAUGUACUCGAAAGGAGAGUUGUGGAUGGGAUACUUCACACUCAUCGCCUAGUCAGCUCGAUUUGGGGCCUGCCAAGGUGGUUGCAGAAUGUAAUAGGACCUGCCAAUACUUUCUACGCCAGUGAACACUCUACGGUUAACCCAGAGACCAAGAAUAUGACUUUGAAGACGAGGAAUGUAACUUUUCGUAAGUAUAUCUCCGUGGAUGAGUUCGUAUGCUAUGAGCCUCAUCCAGAAAGCUAUGAUAAAACAGUAAUGAGGCAGGAAGCUGUAAUAUCCGUCGAAGGAGUGCCUUUCAGUGAUUAUGUGGAAGAUCUCAUUUGUGACACUAUAAUGGUAAAUGCAAACAAGGGUCGCCAAGCUAUUGAAUGGGUCAUUGGAAAUAUCAAAUCUGAGAUAAGAGAAUUCAAAGAACUCCCUCAAAAUAAAUCAGAAGAGCUUUAA